This is a messenger RNA of Sceloporus undulatus (fence lizard), 3285 nucleotides long. RefSeq names its product caveolae associated protein 1 (gene CAVIN1). Gene Ontology annotation, molecular function: rRNA primary transcript binding. NCBI's taxonomy places the organism in Eukaryota, Metazoa, Chordata, Lepidosauria, Squamata, Phrynosomatidae. Gene Ontology annotation, cellular component: cytoplasm; caveola. The transcript is spliced from 2 exons. The record is from RefSeq and is a predicted model, not a curated record. Gene Ontology annotation, biological process: transcription initiation at RNA polymerase I promoter; termination of RNA polymerase I transcription. The coding region runs from base 237 to 1346 and encodes 369 amino acids.
CCUACAAGCUUGGAAAAUUUUGCAGGACAGUUUCCCUGGACAGCUUUGCAAAGGCUGUGCUAUUUCAAUUGAAGCACACAUCCACACGCUGCUGUGCUCUUGGCUUCUGGCUCAUCUCCCAGUUCUGAGGGAUCUCAAAUUCAUCCUCUCCUUCCCUCCCUCCCUCUCUCUCUCCAUCUUGUCCCUGCAGUUGUCAGGCUUCUCCAAGCUCUGCUAGUCAGGACUCCUGAGCAACCAUGGCAGACACCACCCUCCAGAUCAUUGAGCAGCCAGCAGCCUCUGAGGCUUCAGAGGAACCCGCCAGUGAUGAACCUAUCAAGCCUGAUCAGAUCAAUGGCGUUAUGGUGCUCACCCUUCUGGACAAGAUUAUUGGGGCUGUGGAUCAGAUUCAGCUGACCCAAAGUCAGUUGGAGGAGAGGCAACAUGAGAUGGAUGGUGUGGUAGCCAGCAUCCAAGGGGAGCUAGCCAAGCUCACCAAGGCCCACACUACUACCAGUAAUACGGUGAACAAGAUGUUGGAGAAGGUCCGUAAGGUCAGCGUCAAUGUGAAAACUGUCCGGCAGAACCUGGAGAAACAAGCUGGGCAAAUCAAGAAGCUGGAGUCCAAUGAAGCAGAGCUGCUGAAACGCAGGAAUUUCAAAGUUAUGAUCUACCAGGAUGAAGUGAAGCUACCGACCAAGCUGCACGUUAGCAAGUCUUUGAAAGAGAUGGAGAAAGAAGGAGAAGGUGAAGAUGUGCCAGCAGGUGAAGAACACCCUGAUGAGGAACAUAUUGAACUCUCCUCAGAUGAAGAGGUGGAGGUAGAGGAGAUUAUUGAGGAGUCACGAGCAGAACGCAUCAAGAGGAGUGGCAUGAAAAGAGUGGAUGACUUCAAAAAGGCCUUCUCCAAAGAGAAGAUGGAAAAGACCAAGCUGAAGACUAGAGAGAACUUAGAGAAGACCAAGGUGAAGACCAGAGAGAACCUGGAGAAGACCAAACAGAAUCUGGAGAAGACCCGGCACAACCUAGAGAAGAGAAUGAACAAGCUGGGCACCAAGAUUGUCACUACUGAACGCAGGGAGAAGAUGAAGACUUCUCGAGAUAAGCUGAAGAAGUCCUUCACCCCAGACCAUGUAGUCUAUGCACGCUCCAAGACAGCUGUCUACAAAGUACCACCUUUCACUUUCCAUGUCAAGAAGAUCCGGGAAGGUGAAGUAGAAGUGAAGGCUACUGAGAUGGUAGAGGUUGGUGGGGAUGAAACAGAGAAUGCCGAUCUACUGAGGGGUGAGAGCCCUGAGAUGAGCACACUCCUGCAGAUCACAGAAGAGUCUGACACCGUGCUGGCAGACAAGAGCGACAGUGAGUGAGGCAGGAAGCAGCAGCAGCAGCAGAAGAAGAAGAAUGUCAAGAGCUGAACAUGUAACCUUUCACGUUUCCUCUUUUUGGCCUCACAUGGGCGCAUGCACACACACAUACAUACAUGCACACAUACAAUAUCUAUCUAUAGAUAAAUCUUACAGCCCCACUUCCCCAAUAUAGUGCCAAGGUGCAUUUUUGUAUAUUUCUGUUUCAUCAUACCAAACAUGGGACUUCAUUGUAAUCCAUCAGACACCAUUCCUGCUACUGAACGCUUGCUUUGCUAGCUUGCUGUGGUAAAUCCCCACCCCAUUCCUCACCCGACGGUGCUAUCAACAACGCAAUCUAUUCGUAUAUCCAGGGAGAAUGCUGCCUCUUACCUGUUUCUCCUUGGUAUCAAGAAUUCUUCCUGGGGACCAGAAAGUAGAUUGGACAGACAGAAGGAAAAGCAAAGACAUGGAAACAAGGGAGGAAGGGUUUGGUUCAGUUACAUUGCUGAAAUGAGGGGUGGGCAGGGACAGAAUUGGGAAAUAGUUGUGUUGGGAAAGGAUGUGAUGUCAUGUGAUGCUGCAAGAGUGAAUGUUGGUGCAGCCCCCAAGAUUUUCCAAGAGAUCAUUUGGAUACAGUCGUGCUUGAUAGGCUCCAUGUAAGUGCACACAAAAAACCAACAGCUGCCAAACUGUACCUGGAGGGAAGGGAGAAGAGACAUCUAAGUAGAGUGCCCUCAAUACCAUGUGUGCUGCUAGCUGUACCUUUUUGUGAGCCUCCUUGUAACAUGAUUCUCAUGGCUGCAGUGUGCAUUGCUCACAGGGACAGUGGAGGUGGUGCAGAGGACUGUUGUGGAUUAAGCAGAGAAAGAGCAAGUGGCAUGACAGAGAGGGCUAUGAUAGCAUUUGACUACAAGUAAUAAAAUUUAAUCAAGGAGGAACAAAGGACGAAACUAUUGUCCAAUCCAUUUGCAGUCUUGACGCUUGUCUGGGCUGGAUCCUAAGCACUACAGCACUAGCCUCUGGGUCAUCCUCUAUGUUCUUGUUUGCCUGCUAUGAUUACUUGGAAUAGCCAAAAAAAUUGUGCUGUCUAGUAGGGUAACACUUGGACCUCUUUAGUUGUGUUUGCUAAACAUGCUGUCUAGGAAGAGAAGGAUCUGAAGGAGCUAUUGGGUAGAGGUUCAUAGAUAAAACACAGCUUCAUUGUGGGAAAGGAUCAGUGCAUUCUCAACCCCUCUCCCCCACAUACUUAUACAGCUACCUCUUUAUAUGCAAUUCUUGGGUUAAUUCCUAUGUGAAUUUCUCCAAGCAUACCAAAGAGUCCUUCUUCCCUAGCAGUGGAUGUAUGCAGCUAUCCUUCUCUGCAUGAUAUAACAGAACACUCCCCUCCUUCAGAAUUUGGAAAAGUUAUUUUUAUGGACUACAACUCUAAGAAUCUCCCAGUCAUCAUGGCCGCUGGGUGCUGUAGUCUGAAAGAUCUUUCCUAGGUCUGUCCUCUUCCCACAAUAAUCAACCAGGAUUCCUCCAAGCUCCUCUAGCAGUGAAUCCUAUCAUACUGUCUUGGCUAUUCCAUGCCUUGUACUUCCUCUACUACUGCCUGUUCUAGCAGAAGGGCAUAACUGAGCUACCCACAGUCCAGCAGGGAGAUGUGUGUCUAUGUGUGCAUGCAUAGGAGGGGUGUUCUUACUUGACCAAGAAGUGUGCAAGUGAAUGGGAAGCAAGGGGAUAUCCCCACCACACUACACUUUUCCUGCAACUUUUUCUAUUCUUCUUAUAGAUCUUAUGUUAUAGAAAAACAGAGAUCCCAGUGAACCAGCUAUACUAUGCCGGUAAGGCCAUGCCACAUGGGGAGAGUGAAUGUGCCCGACAUUGGGGACAGGGAAUAUGCCAAGUAGCUGCAUUGUGCCUUUUCUAAGACUGCAUCCUGGUGAGCAGCAUGACUAAUAAACUUUCUUUUCUAAAA